Molecule: messenger RNA, 612 nt
Organism: Zingiber officinale
Lineage: Eukaryota; Viridiplantae; Streptophyta; Magnoliopsida; Zingiberales; Zingiberaceae
Product: glutathione S-transferase T3-like
Exons: 1
Coding region: 1-612 (203 amino acids)
Source: RefSeq, a predicted model, not a curated record
AUGCAAGCCCCAUCUCAUGGAUUUAAUCCGCUUCAAUCACCAAAGAUUCAAUCAAAUGAAUCGAAAAGAGCUGGUGUUGAUGCAACUGAUAGUGAUAAAGGUACACCUUAUGCAGUCCCCGAUUCACAAUUUCCUUUAUUCUCAUCUGAAAUAGGGUCUAACGAUAUUAUUCUCAAUCAAACACCAGAGAUGGGCAACAAAUCAGAUGAAGACCAUAGCAAGCGAACAGUAUGGAUAAUAGCAGAUGAUAAGCUCCUUGCAGCAGCUUACACAAUUAUGAGUGAAGAUUCAAUAGUUGGUAAUGCCCAGAAGAGUGAGUCAUUUUGGAAACGAGUUGUGGCAUACUUCAAUACCAAUCGAGCUAAGGGAGCUAAAAAGAGAACUGCGAAGAAAGCAAAAUCACAUUGGGCUUCAUUGAAAAAGAUCGUAAAUAGAUACAAUGGAAUCUACAAUAAAUGGUAUAAUGAUCGACCAAGCGGAUGGAGUGAUGAGGAUUUGAUGGUGCGAGCUUAUGAAGAAUACAAGAGUACUUUUAAAACUACUUUCCAAUAUGAGCAUGUGUGGAGAAUCGUGAAAGAUAGCCCUUUGUAUGCUCCUCAAUCCUCAGAGUGA